This is a messenger RNA of Aspergillus caelatus, 1143 nucleotides long. RefSeq lists its product as uncharacterized. NCBI's taxonomy places the organism in Eukaryota, Fungi, Ascomycota, Eurotiomycetes, Eurotiales, Aspergillaceae. The record is from RefSeq and is a predicted model, not a curated record. Bases 1 to 1143 code for a protein of 380 amino acids. The transcript has 6 exons.
AUGAAACACUAUAUAAUAUAUGUCUCUCUUCUUCUUUUGAGAAGCCCUGGUUUCAUUGCCGCAGGACCCUUGUCCAUCCCGUGGUCGGAUAAGACGCAUGGGCCGGAUGGGCCAUGUCAUGCAGCUACGAUCAGUCUAGGCUCGCCCCAGCAAGCAAUCGACUUGUAUCCCGGGGGCAUGAUAAGACAAUCCAACCAAUGGGCCUUGCCAAAUGAACUACCCCGUUACGGGAAUGCAGUGCGUACGUUCGACGAGGGCAACAUUGAAGGCUAUUCAAUACCAAAUUUCUCGCUGAACGCCUUCUCCGAUACCUACCAGGUAUACCCGGGAGGUAAGGCCAUCGAGACAACAUUCGUCCCUAGUUAUGUCCAUGAGCAUGAUGACAUCCGUCUAUAUUCUAACGGCGUGCACAUUGGCUCCGUACCCUUGGGGAUUCCAGAAUCGCUAGUGUUGGGCGGUUAUGGCAAAAACCGGGUGCUGGGUGAUGUUUCGACGCAAUCAUACUCGAGUGGCGACCUCCCUAUUGAUCUACUAAAUCUCAAAAUCGGCAUGGAUACACUCGGUCUCCUCCACCGGGGCAACACUUCCAUCAACUACAGUGUCACGGUUUUCGCAAGCGGUGCCAACCCCUACAUAUAUCUCCCACACAUCACCUGUGAAGACAUCGCGGCCGAACUCCCCAUUACGCACCAUCCCGAAUAUGGUCUUUACUUCUGGAACACCGAGGACAAGCGCUACUCCGACAUUGUGAGCGCACCGACCUAUCUGGGGUUUACCUUCAGUAAGAACGGGCUCAAUAACGCAUAUAUCACCAUCAAUGUUCCAUUUUCACUGCUAAACCUGACGCUGGAGGCACCGCUCGCUGUUUUUGUCGGCGUCAACUUGGGGCCGCAUCAGGGCAGCUGGUUCUUGGCGUACGCUCCUGGCCGCAACAUCCCCGGUACCACUACAGUGGUAACGAACAACCCCUCAGAUAGUACGGUGGUUUGGAAGGAGCUGCCUACAACAUCGGCUUCAAUCACGAGCACACCGAUACGGUUGGAAGAUAGAAGCAGGAGCAGCGGAUUUUCUAUGGGAGCCAAAACCAGUACUGCCGUUGGAGUAGCGGCAGCAGCAAUCUUCGUGAUCUGUUGCAUUGCUUGA